Messenger RNA from Pongo pygmaeus (Bornean orangutan), 3229 nucleotides. RefSeq names its product integrator complex subunit 12 (gene INTS12). Lineage: Eukaryota; Metazoa; Chordata; Mammalia; Primates; Hominidae. Bases 1122 to 2510 code for a protein of 462 amino acids. Gene Ontology annotation, biological process: snRNA 3'-end processing. The record is from RefSeq and is a predicted model, not a curated record. Gene Ontology annotation, cellular component: integrator complex. The transcript is spliced from 7 exons.
AGGUGCUGACUCUUGUCACCUAAUCUGUAAUGUAAACCUCUUACCUGUGAUUGUAGAAAUACAUAGCAAUAAAUACUUGGCUUUCAUUUUUCAGCAUAGAAAUUUCAAGAAAUGUUUUUUCUAAUAUAUUACAAGGAUUCUUUUAGGUGUCAACCCUUUGGUCAGUACCCAAUAAAAUAAAUUGUUUUAUAACAAUCUGGAUAAGUAAACUGCUGUUUCCUUUACCUAUAUGAAAUAAAAUCAGUGGAAAGAUUAGUAAACUGUCACAGGAGUGGAAUUUAAAGAAAAAAAGAGAUGAGGCUGUUACCCUUGUAUAUGCUGGAGGAAUGGCAGGUUUACCCUUUUAAUCUUGGAAAUUUUAUUAAGGAGCUAUUUUUUCCUCAGAACAUACAUGGUGGCCAGCCCCAUGAGUAAAUUUUAAAAUAACUUUUCUGUACCUAUCAUUAUGUAGAGGUGAUGUAUAUAAUAAUAUAAUUUUAAGAAGUGACAGAGGCUGCUUUUCAAUUUUGUUAAAUUCUUACAAAUACAACAGUUUGAGAUAAGGGCACUUUUUCAUUAUAGUACUGGCCUUUGGAUUCCUUUCCAUGGGUGAUUCAGAUGAUAUUUUAGUACAGUACAGAAUUCGACAAUAAUUUUGUAGUUAUCAGAUAGAUAACUAAUACCUUCCCGGGAACUUAAAAAAAAAAAAACCUAGGGAUGUGUAUGUGUGUUUCUUGUCAGAUGUGGAGAAGGAUGAGGAGUGAAGUUGGAGGGGAGGGAACAACAAAAUCCAUUUUCAGAUGUGCCUUCGUAUGCUAGGAUUCAACCUACAGCAAGUUUUAAUGGUGUUAUAAACCCCUGAAAAUGGGAGAUAACUGUGGAAUUGCUGACAGUUCCCUAACUAUAGCAGUGCAAGUGUGUUGCAUUAAUACAAUAUUAACCUCAAGGAUAGAAGAUUUCAAGCCACAGUAUAUUGAUCAAAGGAUUGAACACAAAGAAUACAUUUUUAUUUUGAUAAUUUCUUGCCUGGAGAGGUCUUUGAAAAAGUGACAACCAGAAGCAGAACCACAUGAUAGCAUUGGUAUUAACUAAAAACAAAACUUUUUAGUAUUGUGGAAUUUCAUAAGCCUUUGGCGUUUGCAAUGGCUGCUACUGUGAACUUGGAACUUGAUCCCAUUUUUUUGAAAGCACUAGGUUUCUUGCAUUCAAAGAGUAAAGAUUCUGCUGAAAAGCUAAAAGCACUGCUUGAUGAAUCUUUGGCUCGGGGCAUUGAUUCCAGUUACCGUCCAUCUCAAAAGGAUGUGGAGCCACCCAAAAUUUCAAGCACAAAAAACAUUUCCAUUAAGCAAGAGCCCAAAAUAUCAUCCAGUCUUCCUUCUGGUAAUAAUAAUGGCAAGGUCCUCACAACUGAAAAGGUAAAGAAGGAAGCUGAAAAGAGACCUGCUGAUAAAAUGAAAUCAGAUAUCACUGAAGGAGUUGAUAUUCCAAAGAAACCUAGAUUGGAGAAACCGGAAACACAGUCAUCUCCCAUUACUGUCCAAAGUAGCAAGGAUUUACCUAUGGCUGACCUUUCCAGUUUUGAGGAGACCAGUGCUGAUGAUUUUGCCAUGGAGAUGGGAUUGGCCUGCGUUGUUUGUAGGCAAAUGAUGGUGGCAUCUGGCAAUCAAUUAGUAGAAUGUCAGGAGUGCCAUAAUCUCUACCACCGAGAUUGCCAUAAACCCCAGGUGACAGACAAGGAAGCGAAUGACCCUCGCCUGGUGUGGUAUUGUGCCCGAUGUACCAGACAAAUGAAAAGAAUGGCUCAAAAAACUCAGAAACCACCACAGAAACCAGCCCCCGCAGUUGUUUCUGUAACUCCAGCUGUCAAAGAUCCACUGGUUAAGAAACCAGAAACUAAACUGAAACAAGAGACAACUUUUCUAGCAUUUAAGAGAACAGAAGUCAAGACAUCCACAGUUAUUUCAGGAAAUUCUUCUAGUGCCAGCGUUUCCUCAUCAGUAACUAGUGGCUUAACUGGAUGGGCAGCUUUUGCAGCCAAAACUUCCUCUGCUGGUCCCUCAACAGCAAAAUUGAGUUCAACAACACAAAACAAUACUGGGAAACCUGCUACUUCAUCAGCUAACCAGAAACCUGUGGGUUUGACUGGUCUGGCAACAUCAUCCAAAGGUGGAAUAGGUUCCAAAAUAGGUUCCAAUAACAGCACUACACCCACUGUACCUUUAAAACCACCUCCACCUCUAACCUUGGGUAAAACUGGUCUUAGUCGCUCAGUUAGUUGUGACAAUGUCAGCAAAGUAGGUCUUCCUAGUCCAAGUAGUUUAGUUCCAGGAAGCAGCAGCCAACUAAGUGGGAAUGGAAAUAGUGGAACACCAGGACCUAGUGGAAGUACUGCUAGCAAAACUACUUCAGAAUCCAGCAGCUCUCCCUCAGCAUCCCUUAAAGGUCCAACUUCACAAGAAUCACAGCUCAAUGCUAUGAAGCGAUUACAGAUGGUCAAGAAGAAAGCCGCCCAAAAGAAACUCAAGAAGUAAUGUGGCCAAGUAGGUUUUUAUAUCAUAUUAGCCUAAAGAUGAAAGGCUUAUUAUUAAGAUAUAAUCUGUAAUAUACUGUAAUUUAAUAAAAGUCUUCAUAAUCAAAUUUCUAUUGUUUCUUACCUUAAAAUGCUAAAAAUUAUAUAACAAAACUUGGAAACUUUUAUUUUAAAUCAGUCUUCACCACUUUUAUUUUAAUGAUUUCCAUAGUGUGUGAAAACAAUGAUUAGAAUGACUGGUUCUUGAUGAGAUCUUCAGAAGAUUGAAAGCAUCAGUGAAUUUAAGGAAAAAGAAAUAGUUCGUCUUCUAGCAAAGUCCCAAGAGUUGAUCCUGAUGAGUGAGGUGCCUUAUGUGGCGGCAGGGAUGACCCAACAUAGUUUUCUAUUUUUCUCCCCGUAUUCUGGGUGUUCAUUUUCUGUGCUAGCCCCAUUUCAACUGACCCUCCCUCUCCCUCCCAAUUAUUUCAUCUUUUUCAAAAUUAUUUUUUCAUUAUUGAUUUCUCACAUCAAUGGAUUUUCCUAAUUGAUUUAUCAUACCUCAUAUUGUAUCUUUACCUUUUUUAUCACCUCAUUUCAGUUAUUUAAGGAUAUAUCUUUUUCCAAUAAAUUGUGAACUCUCUUGGUGUUUAAUACAAUAUUUUUUCUCACAUUGCUCACUUUUCCUACAUUGCCAAUGUACUAUAUGCACAUGGUAUGUAAUAAAUGUUGAAUUUUGAUUCA